UACCCUAAAAAGGCGUUCUUUUCUAUGUACAACCUCCGGCGAACCUCCAUACUUUCCGGCAAACUUACAUCAUUCCAGAAAACCCAAUCUUUCUCAGCAAACCCACACCAAUACACUCACAAUAUUCUCCCACUAUGCGCCUCUACAAAAUCACUCCAACAAACCCAACAAUCACACGCAAUUGCUCUCACAAACGGCUAUCUCCCCAACAGCAUCUCAAUAUCCGCUGCUCUUAUUCUCCAAUACGCAACCUAUGGAGACCCAUCAACCUCACACCUUCUGUUUCACCCAUCAGUUUCAUACUGUCGCUCUGCUUUCUUGUGGAACACGAUCACCAGAGCCAACAGUAUUGCUGGAGUCUACGAUGGCUUUAAAGUUUACAACUUAAUGAUUCGUAGUGGCGUUAGACCUGAUGAUCAUACGUUUCCGUUUGUUUUGAAGGUUUGUACGGAUUAUUACGAGGUUUGGAAAGGGAAAGAGGUUCAUGGGGUGGUUUGGAAGCUAGGGUUUGGUUCGGAUGUGUUUGUGGGGAAUACCCUUUUGAGGUUUUAUGGGGAAUGUAGUGGGUUGAAUGAUGCAGAGAAGGUGUUUGAUGAAAUGUCUGAGAGAGAUGUGGUGUCAUGGAACACACUUAUUGCAGUGUGUUCUAGCAGUUCUAUAAUGAGUUGUUAUAAUAAGGUGAUUACCUUGUUUAGGGACAUGGUUUACGCGGAUAAGGUUAAGCCGAAUGUGGUUACGGUUGUGAGUGUGUUGCCGGUGUGUGCAGCGGUCGAGGACCGCGUGAUGACUAGUGAGAUACAUUGUUAUGUUACUAAGAUGGGAUUCGGUUGCCACGUUACUGUAAACAAUGCGUUAAUCGACGCGUAUGGGAAAUCGGGUGAUUUGAAAGCUUGUAAGCGAGUUUUUAACGAAACGACGGAAAAGAACGAUGUUUCUUGGAACGCUGUUAUAACAAGUUUAGCUCACAUGGAUCGACAACAGGACGCUGUAGGUUUCUUCAAGUCGAUGAUCGAAGAAGGUGUCGUACCAAACCCUGUUGCGGUUUCUAGUAUUCUCCCGGUUUUGGUUGAACUUGAAUAUCGUCAAUGGGGAAUCGAGCUUCAUGCGUUUAGCGUUAGAAGGCGUAUGGAGUCUGAUAUAUUUGUAGCCAAUUCUUUACUCGAUAUGUAUGCUAAAUUCGCGUAUCCGGUAAAAGCGUCCAACGUGUUCGACAAUAUCGAUACGAAAAAUAUUAUAACAUGGAACGCGAUGGUGGCGAAUUAUGCGCAAAACGGAUUAGAAUCGUUAGCUUUACAUGCGGUAAGAGAGAUGCAAACUCGUGAUCAUGUCCCGAAUGCUGUAACCUUAACUAACAUUCUUCCUGCGUGUGCACGAAUCGGGAUUAUUUCUUAUGGAAAAGAGGUACACGCGAGGUCAAUUCGAGGUGGUUUCGACUCGCAGUUGUUCAUCUCUAAUGCACUUAUAGACAUGUAUGCAAAAUGUGGUAAUUUGAAUCUUGCACGAAAACUUUUUAACGUUUCGUAUAAAGAUCGGGUUUCGUAUAACACGCUUAUAUCAGCCUAUUCUCAUACAAACACUUCUUUCGAGUCGUUAACUCUGUUUCGUGAAAUGUUGUUAAAAGGACUAGAACCCGACGCGAUCUCAUACUCUAGUGUGCUUUCGGCUUGUGCAAACAUUUCAGAGAUCAAGAACGGUAAGGAGAUUCACGGGGUUUGUGUAAGAACCCUUUUAUAUAACCAUCUCAUUGUUUCAAACUCGGUUUUGGAUCUUUACACGAAAUGUGGACGCGUUGAUCUUGCCCAGAAAGUGUUUGAUGAAAUGCCUAAAAGAGAUGCAGCUUCAUGGAACACGAUCAUUAUGGGGUAUGGAAUGCGUGGUGAAAUCGACACCGCGAUUAGUUUGUUCAAAGCCAUGAAAGGUGACAAUCGCGAUCAUGUGGAUCAUGUGAAAUGCGAUUCGAUUACUUACAUAGCGGUUCUAUCCGUUUGUAGUCAUGGAGGAUUAGUUGAUUUAGGAAAAAAAUACUUUGAAGAAAUGAAGGAAUGUAACAUUGAACCGACACAAAUGCAUUACGCGUGUAUGGUUGAUGUUUUGGGUCGGGCCGGGCUAAUGGAUGAGGCGGUAGAGAUGAUUAACGGGCUAGGAAUGGAGGCCGAUGCGAAUGUUUGGGGGUCUUUGCUUGGAGCUUGUAGGAUUCAUGGGAAUAUUGAGUUGGGUCAGUGGGCUGCGGAUCGUAUUUUGAAGAUGAAACCGGGUCAUUCGGGUUACUACAUGUUGCUUUCGAAUAUGUAUGCAGAAGCAGGAAGGUGGUAUGAAGCUGAUAAGAUUAGAGAGUUGAUGAAGGUUAGGGGAGUUCAAAAGAAUCCUGGUUUUAGUUGUGUUUAACAAGCUCAUAAUGGUUAAGACCAAUCUUUGGAUAAAUGUAUAUAUUAAUUCUGAUAAUACAAUAAAA
Helianthus annuus (common sunflower) is the source of this 2452-nucleotide messenger RNA. RefSeq names its product pentatricopeptide repeat-containing protein At3g57430, chloroplastic. Gene Ontology annotation, biological process: RNA modification. NCBI's taxonomy places the organism in Eukaryota, Viridiplantae, Streptophyta, Magnoliopsida, Asterales, Asteraceae. The record is from RefSeq and is a predicted model, not a curated record. Bases 25 to 2385 code for a protein of 786 amino acids. The transcript has a single exon. Gene Ontology annotation, molecular function: RNA binding; protein binding.